UGGACAAUCAGCAGGGAAUCAGGCGCUCGUGUUGUGUUACCGGAUGGCAGGCAGUCAUUGUGAAACCCUCAAAGUGAGCGGUUUUAUUUUUUCAUCGGGCUGAUUAAACGACUUCCUGUAUUUCGCAGCGGUCAUCGGUUUCUACUAGACAUUUGGGAGCUACAGCGCUGGCCUGAUCCGUGGACCCGAUGACUGCACCGGCUCAAACCAUCAUCCGUAAUAGUCUAACCCGGAGCUGAUUGCUCACUUACCUCCUAUUUUACGCUCAACGAUGAACCCCGGGCUUCUGAUAUAUCUGCAGAUAUUAACGUCUUUUUAUGUGCUCGGAGACUCAGGAUUUGCACAACUUGAUGGCGCACCACCAUCCAAAAUCGCGGUAGUCGGGGCUGGAAUUGGAGGUACUGCGACAGCUCAUUUCUUAAGGCAGCAUUUUGGGCCCGAAGUACGCAUUGAUAUAUUUGAAAAGGGAACUGUCGGUGGUCGGUUGGCAACAGUCACAGUUAACCACCACGACUAUGAGUCGGGUGGAUCCAUCAUCCAUUCUCUCAAUCUGCACAUGCAAGACUUCGUCAAACAACUUGGGCUGAAGUACAGGAAGAAUGUGGCUGGGAAAACAGCUGUGUUCAAUGGCCAAGAGUUCAUCCUGGAGGAGACGGACUGGUACCUCCUUGACCUCUUCCGCCUGUGGUGGCGCUAUGGCAUCAGCUUCAUACGCUUGCAGAUGUGGGUGGAGGAGAUCAUGGAGAAGUUCAUGAGGAUCUAUAAAUAUCAGGCCCAUGGCUAUGCCUUCAGCUCGGUGGAGGAGCUGCUGAGCUCUCUGGGAGGCUCAGGGUUCCACAAUAUGACCCAGCGACCUCUGUCAGAGUCUCUACUGGAGCUCGGUGUGUCUCAGCGCUUCAUUGAUGAAGUCAUUGCCCCCAUCAUGAGGGUCAACUAUGGGCAAAACGUUAGCAUCCCUGCAUUUGUAGGUGCGGUAUCUCUUGCAGGGGCUCAGGCCAACCUUUGGGCAGUGGAAGGGGGGAAUAAGCUGGUCUGCUCUGGGCUGUUAAAGCUGGCCAAAGCAAACCUCAUCCAAGCACAGGUCAAUGCCAUAUCCCCUCAGGCUGCAGGUGAGUCGUCUCAGUACCGCCUCAGUUACUCCACCCAGAUGGAGAAUCAGACAGAACUGUAUGACAUCGUUGUGGUGGCCACCCCCCUCCAACCCAACGUGGGCUCUGGCAUCUCCUUCGAGGGUUUUGAUUCUCCGCCUCCCACCGUUGCGGGAGCCUACCACCACACCAUUGCCACCAUCGUCCAUGGCUACCUAAACUGCUCCUACUUUGGCUACCCGGACCCCAAGCUGUUCCCUUUCGCCGGCAUCCUGACCACGGAGGCUCCCGACCUGUUCUUCAACAGCGUGGCCAACGUCUGUCCAGUGAACAUCACCACUGGCUUCCGCCGCAAGCCUCCGCAUGAGGCCGCCGUCUACAAGGUGUUCUCCCAAGAGCCCUUGGGUAAAAAGGAGUUGAAGACCCUGUUUAAGUCGUACUACUCAGUGCAGGUAACGGACUGGCAGGCUUACCCGCACUACUGGAGCACCCAGGAACUCCCACCGGUCAUCUUACAUGAUGGACUCUACUACCUCAAUGGUAUUGAGUGGGCAGGUAGUGCCAUGGAGAUGAGUUCUGUGGCGGCAAAGAACAUCGCCCUGCUUGCGUACCACCGUUGGACACGCCAGGUCGAGAUGAUUGACCAGAAGGACUUGAUGCAUAAAAUCAAGACUGAGCUGUAAUGACCAGUGUCUAGUGUACAGAGAAAAGGUUUUUGCAUAGCUACUGGUAAUGGGCUAAAAGACAGAGAGAGAGAGAGAGAGUGUGUGUGUGUGUGUGUGUGUGUGUGUGUGUGUGUGUGUGUGUGUGUGUGUGUGUGUGUGUGUGUGUGUGUGUGUGUGUGUGUGUGUGUGUGUGUGUGUGUGUGUGUGUGUGUGUGUGUGUGUGUGUGUGUGUGUGUGUGUGUGUGUGUGUGUGUGUGUGUGUGUGUGUGCGUGCAGUUAUCAGAAAUGUGAAUGACGGCAUCUCAAUAAGACAGACAACAACAAUGGUAUUUCAGAGUUAAUGUUCCUUUGACAAGAUUAUUCAAUCUAAAAAGUAAUGGGUGUCAAACAGGCAUUUGACAACCUUUGGUUUUACAAGUACAUAUGUAUUACAAAUAUCAGACACUGGGCUGGCAUGCCACUCUGCCAUUUCAGUAAAUCAAUAUUCGGUUCACCACUGUAUGUUAAAUUAUUUAUUUAAAUGUAUUUAUUGACUCUGAACACUGUAUAAACAUUUCUGAAGAUGCCUCA
Molecule: messenger RNA, 2323 nt
Organism: Sardina pilchardus (European sardine)
Lineage: Eukaryota; Metazoa; Chordata; Actinopteri; Clupeiformes; Clupeidae
Product: prenylcysteine oxidase-like
Exons: 6
Coding region: 272-1771 (499 amino acids)
Biological process (GO): prenylcysteine catabolic process; prenylated protein catabolic process
Molecular function (GO): prenylcysteine oxidase activity
Source: RefSeq, a predicted model, not a curated record